AGUCGGCCCAAAACCCAAACCAAAUUCUUCUCUUUUGCGCUCCGCACAUUGUCAGUGUCUCAGUCAUCAUCACUGUCAUCACUUGCACAGCAGCAGGAGCUUCAGCAAGCAAGAACAUCAUCAUCAAACAUGGACCCACUCUCCGCCCUCCGCGACUUCACAAUCCGAGGCGAGUUGGAGAAGAUCGUCCGAGUCAACGACGAGUUCCGGUUCGACUCAGACUACAGCUUCCCCUGCCACGCCGAAACCGCCUACCGGUCCAAGCAGGGCAAUCUUUAUACCCUCGAAACUCUCCUUUAUUACGUCACCAACCACCACCUCAAGCACACCGACUACAUCCAGAGCGCUCGCACCCAGGGGAUCCCCUCCGUCACUUUCCCCGACCGCAAGCCCCUCCUCGACUACCUCACCGGAAAGAUCUCCUCUUCCGACUCCAUCGAAUUCCUUCUCCCCCCUCAAAAUGACGCCGUCCAUCCCAAACUCCCCAGUCUCGAUCCGAACGUCAACAGCGGCAUCAACAAAGACAGCAACGAUUACGGUACGACUGAUUCUAGGGUUUUCAGUCAAAUUGAGACCCCGGUGGACUACAUGUCGUUGAUUUGCUCCGGGGAGAGGCCGUUGAAGGACCGGGAGGGCUUGUUGGAGUGUAAAGGGAGGAACUUUUACGGCGUUUUGACUUCGGCGACCAAGCGAGAGGAGGAACGACAGCGUAUCGAGUCGCAGCAGAGGAAAGACGGGUUGGUGGCGAAGAGUAGGCUAAUGGGUUCGGACGAGAGGGGUUUGACCGGGUUCGGGGACGAAUCGGGUUACGACCCGAAUCCCAAGCCCAAAUUGCACUUGAAGGGUGGUAAAAUUGGGGAAGGUGUGCCCAUAAUUUUGGUGCCCAGUGCGUUUCAGACGCUGAUUACGAUUUACAAUGUGAAGGAAUUUUUGGAAGAUGGGGUUUAUAUACCAACGGAUGUGAAGGUGAAGCAGAUGAAGGGGGCUAAGCCAGACUGUGUGACGGUGCAGAAGAAGUUCAGUAGGGAUAGGGAUAGGGUGGUAACGGCGUAUGAGGUCAGGGAUAAGCCCUCGGCGUUGAAGGCCGAGGAUUGGGAUCGGGUUGUGGCGGGUUUUUUGUUUGGGGGAGAGGGGGGGGGGUAAGGGUUGGGCUGGACUUAUGUGAUUUGGGGUUGUUUGUGUAUGUUUGUCUGUAAUGCAGUCGUGGGGUUUUUCAUGCGUUUUGAAGAUGACAGUGUGGAGUCAGCUAAAAUUGUGAAGCAGUGGAAUGUAAAGAUCAUCUCGAUUAGCAAGAAUAAGCGGCAUCAAGAUAGAGCCGCGGCAUUAGAGGUGUGGGACAGACUAGAAGAAUUUGUACGGUCACGGUCACAUUCUUGAUGUGCGUCAAGUUUUGGGGAGAAGGAUGUAUGCAGCUGUCUCAUGUUGGAGAUCACUUGGAUUUUGGUGCUCCUGUCUGUAACUUUGAAGUUUAGUUGCAAAAUUUUGAGGAUAUUAUAACCUUAUGUUUUUAGCUGAGUGGAAGUUAUAUCAAUCAAGAGAAGAGUACAUGGAUAGAUGAUUGGUUGGUUGAAUAUCAAGGGUAGAUAUUUGAAGA
Molecule: messenger RNA, 1594 nt
Organism: Prunus mume (Japanese apricot)
Lineage: Eukaryota; Viridiplantae; Streptophyta; Magnoliopsida; Rosales; Rosaceae
Source: RefSeq, a predicted model, not a curated record